CUGGAGUUGCUCCACAACCCCUCUUGGGCAGCAGGAUGGAGAAGUCCAGGCAAAGCUUUGCCAGUGUCCUGCUGGUGGUGCUGUGGGUGGGGAUGUGCCUGGCUCAGCACUGGUCCUUUGGGCUGCAGCCAGGAGGGAAGAGGAGCACUGAGGGCUCAUUCCAACAGAUUGCAAAGGAAAUGGAGAAACUGGGAGAGGUGCAGCAGCCCGAGUGCCCUGGAUCAUCCCAGCAUUCCAGGCUCAGGGAUCUGAAGGAAGCCAUGGAAAACCUGAUGGAAGGGGAAGGAAGAAGAAAGGUUUAAAACCCAAAUGGAUUUAAAAAUCCACAAUAAGGUUUUCAAAGCUGGGUCAAACCCAGCUCCUCUUCACGUGGUCUCUGCUUGGGUCAUUACGUGAAUAAAUGCUGUGAAGUUGCAUU
This is a messenger RNA of Empidonax traillii (willow flycatcher), 418 nucleotides long. It is a transcript of the gene GNRH1, whose product is annotated as gonadotropin releasing hormone 1. Gene Ontology annotation, biological process: multicellular organism development. Gene Ontology annotation, molecular function: gonadotropin hormone-releasing hormone activity. Bases 36 to 302 code for a protein of 88 amino acids. The record is from RefSeq and is a predicted model, not a curated record. The transcript has 4 exons. Lineage: Eukaryota; Metazoa; Chordata; Aves; Passeriformes; Tyrannidae. Gene Ontology annotation, cellular component: extracellular region.